GCUCUUUCGCGACCGCCAUCUUGAAAUUCGGAGACUCUCGGCAAAUCGAGUAUCAUGCGGGCGGUCGUGCAGCGCGUAAGAUCUGCGUCAGUGACAGUUGAUAGUGAGGUUAUCUCGUCAAUCUCUCGAGGCUUAAUGGUCCUCGUAGGGAUUGGGAAAGACGACACUCCUGUCGAUGUCGAAAACGUAGCAAAGAAAAUUCUCAACCUGCGAAUUUUCGACGAUGGAUCUGGAGCGAUGUGGAAGAAGAGUGUGAAGGACAUUGAUGGCGAAGUGCUUUGUGUCUCCCAGUUCACACUGCUCGCGAACACCACGAAGGGAAACAAGCCAGACUUCCACCGUGCAAUGACCGCCGAGUCUAGCCGACAAAUGUACACCUCUUUUCUAGAGAGGAUUUCAAGCAUGUACAAACCCGAGAAGAUCAAAGAUGGACGGUUUGGCGCGAUGAUGAGCGUGAGUCUCGUCAACGAGGGCCCCGUCACCCUCACGCUGGACUCGCGAAAAUUUGACUCCAAGCGGCGAAAGAGUGCCGGAGAAUGCAACGAGAGCAGAAAGCUACAGCCACCUUUCUGAAGAAUCAGAAUCGAUAGAGUCGACAGAAUCAGAAUCGUCAGAAUUCACGGAAUCGAGCAUACCUGAGUAGUGGAUAUAAGUAGAUAACUACACGAGCCAGCUGUAAAGAAUAAUGUACAUAUAUUCACUACAAGCGAUUGCACAAUGCACUCGCCAACACCCACGAUCCCGGCCGCACACUCCGCUCCGCUCCCUGCCAGGCAUGACCGUGGGCACGCAACCUGUCCACUUCCUCCGCGAGACGUUCCUGUAGUGCGGGCGCGGUCGUCACCAUGACAAACGAGAGCUCCGUGUCGAUAUUGGCAGAGCGUGAGUUUAGGUUGGUCGAGCCGAAGAUAGUGAGGACCGGAUUUGAUAGCGGCGUCGGGCGGAGCCAAAUGCCU
Messenger RNA from Laetiporus sulphureus 93-53, 956 nucleotides. RefSeq names its product D-tyrosyl-tRNA deacylase. Gene Ontology annotation, cellular component: cytoplasm. Gene Ontology annotation, biological process: tRNA metabolic process. NCBI's taxonomy places the organism in Eukaryota, Fungi, Basidiomycota, Agaricomycetes, Polyporales, Laetiporaceae. The transcript is spliced from 8 exons. The record is from RefSeq and is a predicted model, not a curated record. The coding region runs from base 55 to 573 and encodes 172 amino acids. Gene Ontology annotation, molecular function: D-tyrosyl-tRNA(Tyr) deacylase activity.